Messenger RNA from Bombus huntii, 3802 nucleotides. It is a transcript of the gene whd, whose product is annotated as carnitine O-palmitoyltransferase 1, liver isoform. Gene Ontology annotation, cellular component: mitochondrion. Gene Ontology annotation, molecular function: carnitine O-palmitoyltransferase activity. The transcript has 15 exons. The coding region runs from base 199 to 2532 and encodes 777 amino acids. Gene Ontology annotation, biological process: carnitine metabolic process; fatty acid metabolic process. The record is from RefSeq and is a predicted model, not a curated record. NCBI's taxonomy places the organism in Eukaryota, Metazoa, Arthropoda, Insecta, Hymenoptera, Apidae.
GGGGGUUAAAAGGCUGAGUGAAUAGUACAUUAUAUACGAAGUCGUAGUGGAGGCAGUGGAACGAAAGGUGUGUAAGGAUUGAGAGAUAUUCAAAGAUUUACAAUCCUAUUACUUUGUGAAAUAUCUACCAUAAAAUUUACUUCUGUAUACGCCACGGGAAUUCCUGUUAACCGGGUUUUAUAGCAUAUAACUAGUGAUAUGGCGGAAGCACAUUCAGCUGUAGCAUUUAGCUUUUCUAUUACUCAUGAGGGAUGGGAUGUUAAUUUUGAUAGAGAAGUUUUACAUUUAGUAUGGCAAUCAGGUAUCCGUUCUUGGAAGAAAAGAUUUUUUAGAUUUGUUAAUAACUUGAGAAGUGGUGUAUACCCUGCCUCCUUAGAAAGUUUAUGGUUCACUAUAGCUUUGGUAACUGCAAUACAUUUUGCUGGCUACAAAGUACCUUAUGACCUUGUUGGAAAAGCUGCACCAUAUCUUUCAGGAUCUUCAAUAUUAGCACACUUAACAGGAUCAUUUAUAGUUGGGUUGUUUUUGUGGUUGAUAGUAAUAUAUAUAAUGCGAUACAUCUUGAAGUUAUUACUUAUGUACAAAGGAUGGAUGUAUGAGUCAAGAGAAAAAAGGUCCAAUGCUUCAAGAGUUACUAAGUUGUGGUCCACAUUAGUGAAGUUGUUCUUUGGAUGGCACAAACCAAUGCUGUAUAGUUUUCAAGGAUCAUUGCCACGACUACCAUUACCCUUAGUGGAAAAUACAAUGAAACGGUACCUACGCAGUGUUCGACCAUUGCUUGACGACAAAAAUUAUUCUCGAAUGGAGACAUUGGCAAAUGAGUUUCAAAGAGGCAUUGGUGUGAAGCUUCAACGUUAUUUGAUUUUAAAAUCUUGGUGGGCCACUAAUUAUGUUUCUGAUUGGUGGGAAGAAUAUGUUUAUUUACGUGGGCGAUCUCCUAUCAUGGUGAAUUCAAACUUUUAUGGUAUUGAUGCGAUUCUUAUGUAUCCUACUCAUGUACAAGUUGCCCGUGCUGCAAGUGUUAUUUAUUCGUGUCUGCAGUAUCGACGACUCAUUGAACGCCAAGAAUUAGAACCGAUAUUAAUUCAAGGUUUGGUGCCUCUCUGUUCAUGGCAAUACGAAAGACUAUUCAAUACUACAAGAGUGCCAGGACUUGAAACAGAUAAAAUUGUACAUUAUCAGGAUUCUAAACAUAUUGUUGUAUAUCACAAGGGAAAAUAUUUCAAGGUCCUUAUUUAUCACAAAAGCAGAAUCCUUCAAGCUUGUGAAAUUGAAAUACAAAUGCAACAAAUUUUAGAUGAUAAAUCAGAACCAUCAGAAGGUGAAGAGAAAUUGGCUGCUUUAACAGCUGGUGAAAGAACUGCAUGGGCAAUAGCUAGAGAAGAAUUUUUCUCGAAAGGAGUAAAUAAAGCAUCUUUAGAUCUUAUUGAAAAAGCAGCAUUUGUAGUUGCAUUAGAUGAUGUACCAUAUGUAUACGAUCCAGAAGAUCCAGAUAAAUUAGAUCAAUAUGGUAGAAUUUUAUUGCAUGGUAAAGGAUAUGACAGAUGGUUCGAUAAAUCAUUUACUUUAUGUAUAGGAAGUAAUGGCAGAACUGGCUUUAAUGCAGAACAUUCAUGGGCAGAUGCUGCAGUGAUGUCACAUAUGUGGGAGUACGUGAUAUCUCAGGAGAUCACCAAUAGAGAAUAUAAGGAAGAUGGAUAUAAUAAGGGAGUACCAGAGUUCACACCUCCACCUCCUGUUCGACUUCAGUGGGAUUUGAAUCCAAAGUGCAUAGCCACAAUUGAAGAAUCAAACCAAGUUGCACAGAACUUAUUAAAUGAUGUCGAAUUACGUAUUUAUGUACAUGAUGCGUACGGUAAAGGGUUUAUGAAAGUUAAUUCAAUGUCACCAGAUGCAUACAUACAAAUGGCCUUACAGUUAGCGUAUUUCCGUGAUUCUGGUAAAUUUAAUUUAACUUAUGAAGCUUCUAUGACUAGACUGUUUCGGGAAGGAAGAACAGAAACUGUGAGGCCAUGUACAAUUGAAUCUACGAAUUGGGUAAAAGCAAUGGAAAGUAAAAACACAACUGUUGAGACUAAGUAUGAUUUAUUGAUGGCAGCAGCAAAACAGCAUCAAAAAGGUUAUCAAGAUGCUAUGUGCGGUAAAGGAAUAGACAGACAUUUAUUUUGCCUAUAUGUAGUAUCUAAAUAUUUAGAAGUAGACUCUCCUUUCUUAAAGGAAGUUUUAAGUGAACCAUGGAAAUUAUCUACUUCACAAACGCCACAUGGGCAAACAUCAUUAAUAAACUUGAAAAAACAUCCAAAUUGUAUCUCUGCAGGAGGUGGCUUUGGUCCUGUAGCUGAUGAUGGUUAUGGCGUUUCGUAUAUUAUUGCUGGAGAAAAUCUUAUAUUUUUCCAUAUUUCAUGCAAACGUAAUUCUCCAGAAACAAAUGCAGCUAGAUUUGCAAAACAAAUAGAAAAAGCAUUAGCUGAUAUGAAGAAUCUGUUUCUUGAAAGAAAAAAGCUGCAAACUCAAAAGAAUGGUUCUACAUAAUUAUUCUGCAGCAAAAAGAGAUGCAGUUACAGUAUACUAGUAGAAAGUUUCAAUUUUAAUCCUUUUUUUCCAAAUGUUUUAAGAUGAUCCCUUUACAUACUCAAAAUGUAUCUUUUGUAACGUUGUCUGCAGAAAAAACACUAAACAUUAAUAUUUCAUGCUCUUUAACAGCAUACAUUAAAUUUAAAAACGUACAAAGUUUAAUUAUAUUUAUUUUUAUAAUAAGCAUUUUAUGAAAAACGUUUUAGAAUGGAAAACAUUUGUAAAUUAUAGUAAUAAUGAUUAAAAAAUAUUGUCAUUAAACUUUUUAUGAAAACUAUCUUAGAAAAAAGAGAUACAUAUUGCUAUUUUUAUAUUUUAUAUUACUCUCAGGAAAAUUGUUAUAAAUGAGGUUAUUGUAAAACUUAUUGAAGAUUGAGUGUUUAAUAGUAAAGUUUAGUAAACAACAUAGAGAAAAACUAAGAAACGUAGUGCGAAGUUUUCAAACAGACUGCUGUUUGAAUAGUAAAAUUGUGUAUUCAUUAUGCAAUGAGAAUAGUAUUAAAUUUUGUAAGCAGUUUCAUCUCUUCUAUAUAGUAGAAGAUCGAAAGUUUAAUUCAUUGUAUAACUAAAUUUUCUAUAAUAUAAAUAAAUAAAUAAAUAUAUUAAAUUACUUUAUAUAUAUCUAAAUAUAUAUAUAAAGUAAUUUAAUAUUUUUAACUUUGUACCAAUUUUAUCAAUUAUACGAGUUUUAAUCAUAUUCAAUAUAUCUACAAAAUGAUUAUUAUUAGUGAAACCAUCAGAAAUUGCGAAUAUAUUAUAUAAGUCAAAUCAUUAUUAAUAUUCAAAUACCUUUAGUAUUGCAGUAGAAUCAAUCAAUAACUACUAUUUUUAUAUUUUAGAUGUGAAGAAAAAUUAUUGUAAUUGAUUAACAAUAAGUUUUAUAUUAACUGCGUAUUAGCUAUAACGCGUGUUAUUUGUAAUACAAAAUGUAAUUAUACAUAUAUAUAUAUAUACACAUAUAUACAUAUAUAUAUAUAUGUAUAUGUAUAUUUAGUUUUAAAAUAUAUUAAAUAAUAUGCCAUAGAUCUAUAUCAGCAACCUAUCAAUGCAAAAUUUUAAUGUUAUAAGUAGUUUAUAUAUUAUUCAUUUUACUAUAUCUUUAUUAAAACUGUAUUUCAAGGUAUUGGUGCUUUUAUAAUUUUAUUACUCGAAUUUACAAUUUUAAGGUAAAUAUGUUAUUCUAUUUGAUGUAAACAGAAAAAAUGAAAUAUAUGAUAAUAAGAUGCAA